Molecule: messenger RNA, 718 nt
Organism: Mytilus californianus (California mussel)
Lineage: Eukaryota; Metazoa; Mollusca; Bivalvia; Mytilida; Mytilidae
Exons: 3
Coding region: 25-651 (208 amino acids)
Source: RefSeq, a predicted model, not a curated record
GGAAUUAAUCCAAAGUAAGCAACCAUGGAAGUUUUAACAUUACUGUUGGUAGCCGUUGUUGGAACUGUCUACGGAGCUAACGGUUAUAGUGGCGGUUAUAGUGGUGGCUAUGGCGGGGGUAUAGGCGGAAUUGGAGGAGGAGUAGUUACUUUAGGGGGAGCCGGAGGAGGUGGAGGUGGAGGCGGAGGAGCAGGCAUUGUUGUAGGUGGAGGUGUUGGUGGUUUAAUCGGAGGUGGCGUCGGAUAUGGAGGUUUGGUCGGAGGACCUGGUCGUUGGUGUUGUACCUGUCGUCCUAAACUUUGCCGUAAGUGGGAGCUUACUUUGGACAAAAAAUGCAGACUAACACCAUUGUUCCCAUUUCAAUGGAAUACCUGUUGUCAACGGUACCCAUGGUGGGUAAUCAACCGUAGCUACGGAUAUGGUGGUGGAUAUGGUAGUGGAAUAGUUGGUGGAAUAGGCGGAGGAGUAGGUGGUGGAGCAGGUGUUUUAAUAGGUGGUGGUAUAGGCGGAGGAUUAGGUGGUGGAAUAGGCGGAGGAGUAGGUGGUGGAGCAGGUGUUUUAAUUGGUGGUGGUAUAGGCGGAGGAUUAGGUGGUGGAAUAGGCGGAGGAUUAGGUGGUGGAAUAGGCGGAGGAAAAAAGUCAUAUUAUUAAGCGAGAAAGGGUACCAAAUGAAGAUAACAGUAUAACGCAUUUUCUUCAAUAAAAUGUAGUUUGCAUA